GGAUGCAGAAGCCCCUCCUCACCGUCUUCUCGGCGCACUGAUUGCUUCAAUAUCCUCGCGUGUCAGGGCGACUCACGCCAAACCUCUUCGAUUCUGCGCUCUAUUUCGCCUCUUGCGAUCUUGCACUCCUAGCCCGCGGACAUGCCGUCUAUUUCGGCGGGGCAGGAGCGGAGCCGGGUGCUGGUCAUCGGCGGCACGGGCUACAUCGGCCGGUUCAUCGUCGCCUCCAGCUGCCGCGAGGGCCACCCCACCUCUGUCCUCGUCCGCGACUCCGCGCUGGCUGACCCCGCCAAGGCCGCCCUUCUCCAGGGGUUCCGGGACACCGGCGUUACCCUCGUCAAGGGAGAUCUGUACAACCAUGAAAGCUUGGUGGUGGCAAUCAAAUCUGCAGAUAUUGUGAUCUCGGCAGUGGGAUACACUCAGCUACCAGAUCAAAUCCACAUUAUCUCAGCAAUAAAAGAAGCUGGGAAUGUAAAGAGAUUCUUGCCAUCAGAGUAUGGGAAUGAUGUGGAUCAUGUGCAUGCGGUUGAGCCUGCAAAGUCGAUCUUUGCUGUCAAAGCUCGUAUAAGGCGUGCCAUUGAGGCUGAGGGGAUCCCGUACACAUAUGUAUCAUCAAACUUCUUUGCUGGUCGUUUCUUGCCAUGUCUUGGUCAGGUUGGGGUUUCUGUCCUUCCAACAGAUAAGGUUCUCAUCUUAGGUGAUGGAAAUGUGAAAGCAAUAUUUGCGGCAGAGGAGGAUGUUGGCACCUACGCGAUCAAAGCAGUAGAUGAUCUGAGAACCCUGAAUAAGGUCCUGUAUCUGAGACCAUCAAGCAAUAUUUUGUCUCACGAUGAGCUUGUCUCACUCUGGGAGAAGAAAACCGGAAAGACAUUUGAGAGGGUAUACAUUCCAGAAGAUGAGGUCCUGAAGAAGAUUCAAGAGUCUCCAGUUCCACUGAACAUAAAGAUGUCAAUCAGCCAUUCUGUAUGGGUUAAGGGGGACCACACCAACUUUGAGAUUGAUCCUUCAUUUGGAGUUGAAGCCACCGAGCUUUACUCUGAUGUCAAGUACACUACUGUGGAUGAAUACCUAAACAAGCUCCUUUGAACUCCUAGAUCCUAUUUCUACUAUUCAAAUACAUUUAAUUAUAAAAGCAUCUACUGUAAUUAGAACAUGACUUUCUUGAUAGAAAGUAUGUGUUUUCCGUAGUUGACGCCCAGCGUGUUAUUGUUGGUCGAAUUCAGACAUCACUUGCUUGAUGAAAAGUGUUAAACUAAAAGGUACUCCUAGUCUGUCAUGGGCAACUGUCGCACGGGUCCAUUAGAACUCUAACCCAAGUUCAGUAUAUAUCUAAUCUGAAUUAUUAUU
Molecule: messenger RNA, 1347 nt
Organism: Setaria italica (foxtail millet)
Lineage: Eukaryota; Viridiplantae; Streptophyta; Magnoliopsida; Poales; Poaceae
Product: isoflavone reductase-like protein
Exons: 5
Coding region: 142-1086 (314 amino acids)
Molecular function (GO): oxidoreductase activity
Source: RefSeq, a predicted model, not a curated record